Cynoglossus semilaevis (tongue sole) is the source of this 4447-nucleotide messenger RNA. It is a transcript of the gene podxl2, whose product is annotated as podocalyxin-like 2. Gene Ontology annotation, biological process: leukocyte tethering or rolling. The record is from RefSeq and is a predicted model, not a curated record. NCBI's taxonomy places the organism in Eukaryota, Metazoa, Chordata, Actinopteri, Pleuronectiformes, Cynoglossidae. The transcript has 13 exons. The coding region runs from base 371 to 2440 and encodes 689 amino acids.
GAGUUGUUUACCUUCAUAAAGCAGUAUUGCAGUCUGGCGGCCUCUGGCGGUGAUCGGUGUGAACAACAAGCAGCCGCCACACUAAUAUCCAGUGUUGGAGUUGCAGCAGCAGCAGUAGCAGCAGCAGGACCAGCUCAGAUCCAGCUCCGACCUUCAUCGUCUUCUGUCCAUCUGCCCCACCGUCCACACGGACACCGAAGACAGGCUGUUGGCAGAGUCCGCACGGAAGACGCUGCACGGGGCCAUGCGCACAUCCUUUCCCCUGGCCAGCACCAUCCACAUCCUCUAUUGAAUUCUGCGGGAUCGGUCCAUUCAUACAGAGCCGAGGUAGGAGGAGGAGGAGGAGAAGGAGGUGAGCACUGCAGCAGACAUGCCGGGCCUGCUCCUCAUCCACACAGUCAUCGCUCUGCUGAGCAGCUGUGACGUCCUCACACUAGACCCCUCACAGCGUGUCACACCACCUGAUCUACUCCGAGAUGAACGUCCGGCCCUGCCGCUCCUCAUCCAGGAGCUGGUCAGAAGCAGACGCCAUGUGAUCCAAGAGUUAGUGCGAGUCCAGCCUCAUCUGGUUCAUGACAUGGGUCGGCCAGAGGUUCAGGAAAUCUCCCGCUCCCAGCCUCAGAUGAAGGUGGUGGCUAACUCCUCUGGUGCAAAUCAACCGUCUGCUGCCUCAGAGAGUCAGGGUGAAGCCAGGCCCUCUGCUGCUGCUACUGCUAUGGAUGACAACAUGGACGUGGAAGAUGAAAUGGAGCGGAUGGUCCACCUGGUCUCCCCCCAGGACUCUGAGCGUUACAUUGGACAGACAGACCUCUCCCAGGAGGCCUCAGGCUUCUAUGGCACAGACAUGGAGGACAGAGACAGAGGAGAGGAAGGGGGAGACGAGCGAGCGAGACGAGGGGGAGAGGAAGAGUGGGAGAGAGACACUGGGGAAGACAGAGAGCGAAGAGGGGGAGACAGAGAGGGUGAAGCAGACAAUGAAGAUGCAUCAGAGCUUGGCCAUCUAACACCAGAUCUGGACACUCUGAUUGGUUACAGUCCAUCGGCCCACCCCCCCAGCUCUGUGCAGCCUGACCUGUCCUCCCCAGCUCAAAUACAUGAGACUGGGCCACAGGAGCAUCAUGCUUCUCCUGUCCUAGAGCGGGAGCCGUGGGAGACCGAGGGGGAGGAAGAUGUUCUGUCCAGUGGUUAUGGACUGGUUCACUCCUCUGUCACUACAACUACUACGGCAACAUCUGCUGCUCCGUCCACUUCUCCUUCCACUCUUUCUGCUGAGGUCGCUGGAGGAGUGGAGGUCGUAGACACUGCCGCCCCUGAGACUGACUCUAAUGCUGGACUGUGGACUAGUUUUACCAGCAAAGAUGAAAACAGCAGAAAAGAAGACGAAGAACUGACUGGUGUUUCCAGACAAAAUCCCACCGAACCAGACGUCGGCAUGGUUCCAAGCAAGGAGCCCCUGCAGCCUGCUGUUGAGGAAGAUGAAGAGGCAGGAGAAGAAGAUCUGGAUGUCAGAAAAUUUGGACUGGAGGACAGCAGUGAAGGUGAAGAGGACGAGAAGUGGAGAAAGACAGAGAGUGACGGGACGAGGACGCAACACCUCGUACCUCUCACUGCAGACUCCUCUCUGACCGCCAGCUUCAACGACUCCUCUUCGGAUUGGCUGGACAAGUCCACACCCAUACAGACUAAGAGGUCAAAGGUCGGAGGCAGUCGUCUCAAGACUGAGGAGAUGAAGGAGGCGCAGCAGGUCGUGUGUCUGGACUGGAAAGAACUGGUUGGCCGAGGUUACGUUAUCCUAAACAUGACGCAAAACCUGAACUGUGAGGAGUUCCGUGCUGAUCAAGGAGUGCGUUUGCUGAAGAUCAUGGAGCAUGUGUUCGCUCGGAGGAUGAACAGCCCCGAGGGAUCAUGGGUUCUCUACCUCAGCAAGCCCACACACCAGCAACACCAGCUGCAUAUGAACGUGGCAUCUGAAAGUGGUGUGAUAGCCACCAGUGAUGUUCUGGACAUGUUGGGGGAGAUCAGGAAAAGUCUAAACAAGGUGGGAAUCCAGAACUACAGUGCGACCAGUCGUUGUCACUCUCAGCCCAGUCAAACCCGCAGUGACUAUGGGAAGCUGUUUGUGGUUCUGGUAAUCAUUGGCUCCAUCUGUAUGGUCAUCAUCACAUCUGGAUUCAUUUACAUCUGCUGGCAGAGGCGACUUCCUGCAACCAAGACCAUGUUCCGUGCUGAGGAGCUUCACUUUGUGGAGAAUGGUUGCCACGACAACCCUAUGUUAGAUGUAACCAAUGACAGCCAGCCUGAGAUGCAGGAGAAGAAGCCGAGCACCAACGGGCUGGCAGGGGCAGGAGACAGAGGCAAAGAGGACAGCAGUCGCUGGCAGGUCUUUGUCAAUCAAGCAGCAGCUGAAGAGGAGGAAGAGGAGCAAGACACUCACCUCUGAUGGAUGAACAAGGAGGGAACAUUAUAAAGGAGGGGCAUCAUGUAUAGAACUACAGACAGGAAAAAAUGAUGUUCAGGGUGAAGAUGAUGUGAUCACAUUGGCAGGAAACAGAAUGUAGUCUGUAGUGACUGAGAAAGAGAGUAAGUAGAUCCAGGAGCAGCAGGAGUCACUAUUGUCACUACAGAGAGUAGACAUUAACAUUAACAUCUCAUGCACAGAUUCCUGGAGAUAAUCAACUCACUGCUCAUAGGAUGGAUGUUAGAUCUUUACUAACUUCGACCAUACAAACACUUCAGUUUAUUGUGCCUUAUUCUUUAGCUCAUAGAAAAGUCCACAUGAUAGUAUUUUCCACAUUUCAUAUGAAAAUUAAAUAAAUAAAGCUGAACAAUUGUGCAUAUUUCCACAAGCUUUUGACAGAUUAGCUACUACUUAGAUGCUUUCAAUUGAGACCCGUGUUUAUACAGUAGCUAUUUUACCAUCAUUGAUGACAGCAGUGACUCCUCUCAGCUCCUCCUCCCAACCACUGGACAGGAAGUACACACCGAAGCGACUUUGAAAGUAUGGUCAUGGCACUUUAUUAAUUCCUUUAGGAAAUAGUGACUAUCAGUGUUAAAAUGCUGCAUCAUGUAAACGUAUCACAUAAAGUCUUUGAAAUACUUCUAUUUUGCUUAUAGGAAUGGUUGUAACCGCAGAGGCCGCCAGUGCACCCUCCUCCACCAGUGUUUAAUAUAUGUGUGUGCUGUUAGCUGAUGCUUUUUUAAUCGGUAAUGGAAUGCCUGCUUGAUGCUACUGGCUAAAUCCUGAGGCUAUCACACAUGGGUAUGAAAUGCAUGAAAUACACAACAUACAAUACAUACAGUGGCUCGUGCCUGGGUUAAACUCCCGAACCCAAGCAAAAUCUAAAGUUUCAUGUGUUUAAAUGUUAAAUGUUAGGAUCACCAAAGGAUGUGCCCGAUUGACAGGUUCAUUUGUAGAUCACAAUCUCAUGCAAAUGUGUUGCACAGGUUAAGACACAGUUAAGUAGUUCCAUUCAUUGAUGUACAAUACAAAAUCAUGUUUGACAGGUUAUUCUCCACUCACGUUGUUAAAUGGAGACAUAUUCCGGACCUUGACUCUUGAAGUUAAAAUCUUAAAGAUACUGCACUGAUAUUUCGGUUCUGACAAAGUGAUUUAUUGACCUCUAAAUUAAAUUACAACUGGAUGAUUUUUUUUCUCUGUUCAACCCUGUACAUUUGCAGAUAUAGUCCUAUUGCUGACUUUAUUUGCUAAAUUAGCAUGUAAAGUUAAUAAUGACUCUGAUGAUGACUCUCUGUUUUUUAUCCCCAAUUGUAACUUAGCUUGAAACUCACAUCAGCUAAACUUUGCUUUACAUCAGUGUUAUUCAGCUUUACUAAAUUUGUGAUAUUAGUUACAUGACUGUAGGAGUUUUUUUUUUAAUUUAUUUAAGGUAUUUAUUUGGAUUUGUACAUCUCUGAUGUGCAAAUCCAAUUAAAAAACACAUACCUGGGGUCAAAAUAUUUUAAAAAUAAAAUUAAGUAUUUUAGCUCCAUUACAUCAUGAUGUAAUAUACUAUAUAAUAUUUUACUCCAGUGGCAAAUUCAGUCAAGUCCAGGACUGUAAAUAUACAGUAUCAUGUUUAAAUCCCAUUAAAAAUGCUGAAUGAUGAAGGUGAUAUCAAAAAUACCACAGAAAAUAUAUUUCUAUAAAAAUGUAUGUCUCACAAAAAAGCCUUCAGAAGUCAAUUGUUUCACAUUUGUUUUACUCUGAUUGCAUUUGUUUCAUCUGCUGUUCGUCUCCUUCAGUGUUACUCUUUAUUGUAUCUACAGUAUAUUUUAUAUGUUUUUGCUGUUUUACGUUAAAUGUUCUCAAUGUAACAGGUGUGUUGUAUAAUGAAUUUUCUACAAAUUACACUGAAUUAUUAUACAUAUUUUAUUAGAUGCAGGGGACUUUAGUACAGUACUUGCAUUUGGUAGAGCUAAUUUUUGAGAGCACAAGGUGGAAAGCAGC